UGCGUUUUGUAAAUGUGGUUUUCUAUCUUUGGGUCCGCCAUCUUGGCGCUGCAUCUGGGUACUCUUGAAAUGAUACGAAAGAAAAAAAAAAAAAACAGCGUUGACCCGGAAGUAGUAUCUGCGCAGUGCGGCACGUGUUUCUCCCGCAGCAGCAUGGACCUCAGUGGUGGUUCUUCUGUGAGAUGUCUGUAGAGAUGGUGGAGCUCUCAGUGAAAGCAGCGGAGCCGGUCCGGCCGACGGGGGUCCUCCAACAGAACCGGGUCUUCCUCGAUUUCUUCUGGGACUUGGCCAAACCGGAUCAGGAGGUCCGACUGAAGGCGAUAGAAGGUCUGAUCCAGUACCUGAAAACCAACGACAAGGUGAGCGGACCACUGACGCAUGUAGAGUAACACUUCAACCAACAGUGAUUUCAUCUGUACUAGUAGCUUCUUCUUCAUGUUGAAGUAGAAAUAGUGACAUUUUUAUCUUAAAAUAUUACAAACCAUUUAUUUAGUCUGUUGUCAACGUAUCUCUCUGUAUAGACUCGUCAUAUAAUAGAAAAUGGUGCAAAGACAAAACAUCAAAUGAUAAAAAGUAUAAAUUUAUUUGUUAAGAGAUAUGUUUACCUGCAGGAACUUUUCUACAUUCCUGCUCGGUGGCUCUGGAUGUUGACUGGUCAAAUUUUCUUAUGAGCUUUAUUCAUCAUCUGCAACAUACUGAAAUCUACUAACUCACUGAAUUUCAACAACUGCAAUUUAACAAAUAAUGGGUUUGAAGGAUCUCUGUAUUGACUUCUACUAAUAAUUCCUAUCGCUCUUUUUUGUAAAUUGAAAAUUGGCUGGAUGGAAGUUUUGCAUGCACUUCAACACAGUAGGUCAGAUAUGGAACAAUAAUUGAAAUUAUACAAGAGGUACAAAGCUUGAUUAUCUAAGUCGUCCUUUACUUUGUUUAACAUAGCAAUUGUUUUCUUUGUAUUCUCAUUUAGGUUUACUAAAGUACCUUUAACUCUUAAUCCUUAUAUUGAAAGUCUACCACACAUCCAUAUGUUGAUAAAUUAAAAGUUAUUUCCUUUAUGAAGUCUUCUGCAAAUCCUAAUACAUGUCAAACAUCCACACAGUGUAUUUUAAGUUUUAACAACAUGAAUUUUUCCUCUGUUGUGCUCGCUACUGCAGGCAGAUGAGCUGGAAUACACAUUUAAAAGGCUCGUGGAUGGACUUGCACACACGCGAGAGACUGCAAGACCUGGAUUCAGCCUGGCUCUGGGACAGGUGAGAGCGCUAUAAUUCUUUAAAGAGAAUAUGUGUUAAAGGUGGGGUCGGCAGGAUCUGAGGAAGUGGUAAUGGAACUUGUGUACUUGAGGAGAGGCUUUGCAGUGUUAAAUCAAGGGUAUUAUUUGUGUGAAAAACUCAUGACUAAAGUGCAGAAACAGAUGUGAAAUUCAUGAGCAUAAUUCCCAAACUUAGCUACAGAUUUCUUUUAUCUGGGUGAAAUAUGUUUGUUUUGCAUGAAAUUAUAAUUUGUAAUUGUAUAUAUCUUUUUAGGUGUUGAGUGCCUUUGAAGACGUCUCUUUGCUGAGCAUACUCAAAAGAAUCAAAGAAAAGCACAACCUGCAGGCUGUGAAGAAGGUGUGUGUUUGACAUUGUCUCUGCGAGCGCCACCAAACUCUUUUUGAACGGGUACUGAAAGUUCCUCUCUUGCUUUUCAGAAACUCUUCAGAAAUGCUUUGUUUGGAAACAUGUUUGGGGUUCUGGCCCUGCAACAGUCCAGCCGCCUCUCUAAAGUAAGCAGAUAACAGCUCAUUUCUUCAUCUUUGAAUAAGAGCCCGCUGAGGUCUGAGUGAUUAGCUGUGAGCACUACCGUGGUCUCAUGGUUGUGUGUUUUCUUGCAGGAGCCACAGGUGGUUUUGGGAUGUGUGCAGCUCCUCCAGAGUCUCACCCAGCAUAGACAACACCUAAGAGACCUGCCUACAAAGACCAUGAUGGACAUCCUCAAUGAGGUAACAACUGCUGCACCAUUACACUUCCAAUUAGUCUAAUACAAAGACAGAAUUUAGACACAUGAGCUGUAACUUUGGCCUUUUGGCUCAAACUGAUGUGUGUGUUCACACUCUGUCAGAUCCCAGAGGAGGUGUUUGAGGAGGUUCUGUUUAGCGCCCUGCAAACUGACCUGGCAUCAGCGUUCAGGACACCAGAGCAGCUGCAGUUACUGUUGGUGGCACUCCAGCGCUUCCCGCAAACACUCAAACCGAAGAAACUCAAGAAGCUGCUGGGCUCCUCGACGAUUAUCAACGCUGACAACAUCCCAAAGUGCGAAGACUAAAAUUGAGUUUUUUCUGUUUUUUCCUUUUCAUUCGUCACAUCUUCUCUCCUAAUUAUGUUGAGUAACUCUUUGACAGAUUUGCACUUUUUUUAAAUGUUAUCUUCUUACUAGCUGUGUAUCUGUCAACUUCACAUCCUUGAGCUAUGCGAAGCGUACACACGAGUCCCGCGUGCUUCAUCUUAUAAUUAACAGCUUCGGUGUGAAAAAUCAAACCUGUGUUUUAUGAUGCUCUCUGGCAGGUUGACAGAGGUGUUGAAGAUGGCGGCACGCUCAGUGAAGAAGGAGUGUGUGCUCCCAGCUGUGGUCCUGGAUCUCCUGAAGCUCUCUUUAAAAGAAGACAGCUUCCAGCUCUUCUGGACUCACGCCAUAAACAAUGGAAUGUUAAAGGAUUCACCGGGACCAUCACAGUGAGUGAACAAAGGGCUAAGAUACACUGAUCCCAACAUCUCUGAAAUGUAGGACCCAGUUCAAAAGGUUUGAUACCAAUAAGAGGGAUCUGAAUUUGGUAAUACACUUGUUGGUUUAGUGUUUUUUUGUUUUUAAAGAAAGAGAAGAAGAAGAACAGAGUAGAUAUACCUGAUCUAGAUACCAAUAUCUAAAAAUAACCAAACCCUUGGGCACUGCUGUGGUUCAGUAGUUGACUUGGACACCCCAAGAGCAGACCUGGAUUUGGGGCUACUCUAUCUACUGUCCCAUUUUAAUAUCAAAGGCAUGGAAAAUUUUAGAAGAUCCUUAAAAAUAUGGAAUUCUACAAUAAAAUGACCAAAUCUGAAUAAGCAAACUUGUUCAGGGGUCAAUGUAUGUCUUAGUUUGUCCACAAGGGGCGCUAAAAUCCACACCUUGAAACAUCCCAACUGUAACUCUCAUUCAGUCUUUUUAUAUUUUAUUCUGACAGUAAUUUUUUGUCUAAGGAUAAGUUUUGGAGUUUUUGCCUUUAUUUGAUAGCUUAAGUAAAACAGAAGAUGGGGAGAGAGGAGGGGGUCUGUGAUUUACACUUAAACUUGUCAGGGCUUUGAAUUAAUCCCAAGACCUGUAACCUCUGUUAAUGGGGCACCUGCUCGACCAUCUGAGCUAAACCAGUACUCCAGCAGCUGUUCGCUUCAUUUUUUUGUGAGGAUAAAAUCUUUUUUUUCCACAAUCUUCAGUGAGCUUGUGUCAAUUGUGUGUCUCAGAGCAGUUUCUACUUACCUUCCCUUCACAUUUUAAAGCAGUGACCUAUGAACGAAAAUCUCAUUCUGCUGACUUUUGACAGUCAAACGUGUCAUUAUUGCGAAUAUUUCACAUUGAAGUUAAAUUAACAGAGCGCUUUCUUUGGCAUUGACACCUACCCUCUUGCAACAAUUUGAGACAUUAAAUGUUAUAUGAUAAAAAAAAAUUCAAUUGUGCUGCACCUUGGAUAGUUUUAUUCUGAUCUAAUUACUUGAACAACUGCUGCACCAGCUUUGUAUGACAUUUAACAAGGCUUAGUUUGAAGUAAGCUUAACAUACAAAGGAGUUUACACAGAGCAGUAGCUGUAAAUCAUUGUUUAUCAACUCAUGCAAUAAUGGAACAAGAAGAUAAAGUGGAGACAGACUUGAGUGUUUUUUACCUGUACAUUCAGUUUCAGCAGUAUGGUUGGAUUUAAAAAGUGAUGCAUGUGAUGAUGAUAAUACAGCCUGUUAACACAGUCUCUUCCUCUUUCGGCUGUUUGUGUCCAGUUACCUGGGCUUCCGUCUGCUGGGUGCUGCUCUGCCUUUCCUGUCUCUUGAUCAGCUGAAGGAGGUUUUAUCUGGAGAUGUGAUGAAGCUCUACGGAGAGCAUGUUGUGUCUGCUCAAGUAAGUGUUCUCGAUAGAGUCAGGCACGUUUUCUUUUUUUUUUUUUUUUGCAUCUUCAGUUAAGUUAAUUUGGUAAUCACUCUAAAACAAGACUGCACACUUAAUGCAAAACCCUUAAUUAGCUUCAGAAUUUUGGGGCUCUCAUCCUGUAGCACUUAUUCAGUCAGUACAGUAAAAAUCUUGCCUCAGUUAUUCUUCUGUUUGCAGGUGCCAUGAAUAAAACAACAAAACCCAGUUCGAUAUUUCACAUUCUGAGUCUAAGUAGUUCAGAAAUGCUCUGCAGCUGUUUCCUAGGUAGUUAAGAGCCGAACUUCAGCGAGGGUCAAGUGGUUAUAAUAUCCUGCAGAAUCACAACCUGGCCUUACCUUUGAGUUCAUUCGUUUUUCCCUAGAUUAGUACAGGGUUAUUGACUAAUUGAAAGCUCUAUGUGGAGUUUUAACUGCUACCUCUUGUGACAUUUGAGUAGUAUUUGUCUAAGAGGUCAGUGUUGUUUCAUUCACUCCUGUAGAUCAUGAAAAUCAUUCGUGUGAUCUUAAGCCAACAGCUCUGCAUGUUGACUUGUAAAUAAUAUGUGCGUCUUUUAUGAUAUUCCCUCGACAGAAACCGGACCGUUUUAAACUGGCCCCGGAGAUGGAGGUCUACGUGUCCGACUUCCUUCAGGGCUGUCAGGAUUCUGACAAACAGCUGGUCGUGAUGGUGGGCUUCUCCUCGCUGGUCAAUCAGGGUUACCCCGUGGUGCCGUCAGUGUGGAGGGUGGUGCAGCACCUUCAACCUGCAGCUCUGCAGAGCUACGUGGACUGGCUGAAGAAGAUGUUUCUGCAGCCGCAGCUGGACAAACUGCUGGCCUGCAGCACCCGCAAGCAGAGGGACAACCAGGAAGGACAGGAACAGUGAGUGGUUACAUGUUGUGUAUGUUUACUGGCUUGUUUGAGAUUUUCUCAACUUUUGAGCCUGAUGACGCUGAUUUUAAAACUAGAAAACCACAGCUAUGUUUUUCUUUUUCUUUUCUUGUAGGAAAGAGAACUCAAUUUUCCGCCUGAGGAAGUGGAUCGUUGCUCGCCUCGUUGCAAUCAUAGACAACCACCAAGUGAAGAAACAGGAGGAUCUUAUCAUGGAUGUGGCCAGGUAAGAAAAUGACAGUAUUUGAAGACUUUUAAAGGUCUCUACGUUUGUUGAAGAGAGAGACAUCCACUGAUGUCGUUGCUUUUCCAGGUUCGUCUUCUUCCAUUCGUUCUUCAGUGCAAAGAAAGCCACAGCAGAGAUCCCCGAGACUGAAGGGAAACUUUCCGUCCCUCUGGAUGAUAAAACCAGAGCGGUGCUUGUUAAUUCCUUCUUUGGGUGAGUGAUGAAACUUCUCUGCUGUUCCUGAACUUAAACUUCUGAAAUAUCACAUUACGGAUAGUCCAGAUUAGUGUUGCACCUAUAGAUUAUUUUCCUACCGAUUAAUCUAACAAUUAUUUUUUCUAUUAGUUGACUAACUUAUCGAUUAUUCUAACAAUUAUUUUUCAUUAACUGAUUAAUAUUACAAUGAAUGUAACCAAAAUAGCAAGUAAAAACGUGUCCUAUUAGUAUUUAAUUCAAUGAUUUUGUCAAGAAUUUCUUGAAAUCAAACAAAACAAAACAUUUGGGUUAUAAAAUCCGGGAGAUUUUUGUGGCGCACGCCGGGCAGUUUUGGCGUUACCUGGAUAUGAGCUAAUCAUGAGAGUAUUUGUAAUUAAAUUGCUCAUCCAAAUAAGUAUAAGUGAAUCUGCACACUUUUUUGUUUUGUUUUAACAAUAACAAAUGGUCAUAAAAAAAAUAAUAGCUCUUGGAAAUGUGAACGAGGAAGCCAGGAAGAACACAUUCAUUGAUUAAGAGGAGCUGCUCAUAGAUCACGCUAAAGUAGGUUUUAAAUCGACCUCAUUAGGUGGAGCUCGUUUGCCGUCCAUGCCUCCACCGUUACCUGAAGUAGCUAUUGUCUACGUCAUCAUGCAACGUGUCGAUGCUUGUUUUUUGCGUCGACAAAUUUUUGUAGUCGAUUACGUCGACGAAUCGCCCCAGCCCUAGCCUAGAUGUAUUUGUCUUUACAUUAUUCCACAAACUUAUUUUAGUCCUUUGAGCUCUACAUGACUGGUCAAAAUCAUAGUUAUAAUUUUUCAGUUUAAGUUGAGAUCACAGUUUUCAAACACUCAUAAUUUGACAUCUACACCACACGUGUUUAUGCAACUGAAAAACCGUCCACUGCCUAAACUCCCUGACUGUCUGUCUCCAGCUGUUCCAUAUUAUAAAGGCAAAGUUCCUUCAAAAUAAAUAAAAAAGUAACAUGAACCGGUGCCUUUGUUUGCUGUGCAGCUGGGCUGACAGCUUCCCUACCUGACAGAGAAUGCUGUUAAUUACUGUGCACCAGUUUUUUUCAAACUAAGCGAACACUUAAGAUGUGAAAAGCUGCCAGAAACUAAUCUGAAUUUGAUUUGGUGACUGGGCUUUUAGUCAGGAAAUGGUACCCUUCAAGUCGUCAGGAAAACAGCACCAGAAAAUUACAGAUGUUUCACUGAAGUGAGUCAUCAGGCCUCUCUGAGAAAAACAAGCCUGAAAAAAUCAACACCUGAAGAGCCUGAGUGGGAGGCUCUUAUUGUCCAAACAGCUGCACGUGUGUUUUUGUUCUCUAACUUUAUGUCUCCUAAACUCUCCAGACUUCUUCUGUCCAUGCAUCACCUCCCUUUGAGCGAGGACCCGGCAGAAGGUGCAGCAGUUAACCAGAAGCGGGUACUAGGUGUAACAGCAGACGGCACCAUGUGGAUCUACCACCUGGUCCAGUACGCUCAAGUCCUGCUAAGCCAACAGAAACACGUCCAGAGUAGCAAACCGUUCACCUCCGAGCAAAGACAAGCCUGGGACAGGUAAGACGACAGGAUUAUGGUCGGUUUAAUACUGAACCGGGGAAAGUCAUGAUCUCAUUUAAGUGUUUUUAUAACAGGUUUGUUUAAUCACAAGUGAGACAAAUACGAUGCCGAGUUAAGAUGUGACAGCUGUUAAUGUUUGUACACUUUCACACUCUACUGCUACACCCAGUAUCUUUUUAAUUGGUACAACAGAAGGAGGUGUGAACGUGUUAGGUGGCUGAUUCUACAUCUGUGAUUUUUCCAGCAUGCUCGAGUCGGUGUCAAAACUGAGGAAGAAAGCGAAGAAAGGCCUGACUGCUGAGAGCAGUGCUUUCCAGCAGCUUUUCCUGUUGGUGGGCAUGCAUCUCUUCAAGGUAAAAUACCACCAAACCAUGAUCUGGAGGAGUUGUUGUCCUGGUCGUUCCAAAGUCGAGGUUCAAAACUAAAGGUGAUGUAUCUUUCUCCAUCAGAGCUCCUCGACUUUGGAACGACCUGCCAGAGGAGAUAAGGCGUACAGAGACAGGCGUUUCUUUUCAGUCAAAUUUAAAAACUCACUUUUACAGACUUGCUUUUAGGUGAUGCCGUCUUUUCUCUUCUUUCUUUUCUCUCUUUUACCUCCAUCUUAUUUCGACUUACUGUCUUUUUAGCCUUUGUUUUACUUAUAAUCUUUUCUUAUUUAACCUUUUAGGCGUUUAAUUGAUUUUAUUGUUUUUUUCUUGUUCAUUUUUGUCAUUCUGUUUUAUUGUUAUGAUUUUAUUAUCAUUAUUAAUAUGUCUAUUUAUAGUUACUAUCCUGUUUCCUGCUUUCUACCCCCCUUUUUUUAUCACAUUUCUUUUUCUUACCUAUUUUAUGUUUUUAUUUUGGUUCUCACGGUCUCAUUUUAUAUUGCAGAGUUCUUGUAUUGUCUGGGUUCCUUAUGACAAAUGAAAUUAGCCUUGAAUUUGGAGGCCUUGUUUUAACUGAGCUUUUGUUUUUAUUUGUUUUUAUUUCCAUGUGCUGAUGUUCUGUGCUUUAUGACUGUUUGUCGAAGCGCUUUGUAAACUUCUGUUUUUAAAAUUGCUAUAAAAUAUAGUUGUUAUUAUUGUUGAACUCCUGUCAGCCAAAAAUGCAAAUCCAAAUAGUAGCAAGAGCAGGAAUCUGUUAUUCACUUGAGUAUUUUUCCCCUGAAGGCCCCCGAAGAGCUGCUGGACAUCAUGAAGGACCUGCAGAGCUGCAUGGACAAAGCUGAGGAGAAGAAGGCCAAGAAGAAAAAGAAGAAAAAAAGUGAGACCUCUUUCACCCUCCUAAAUCUUAGUUUCUCUCCAAUCAGACCCCGAAACCUUAAAGAGCUACAGACACAGAAUUAAAAAUGGAGACUUAGAUAAUUGUGUUUUCCACAGAACGACUGAGUCAGUAAUCAGCUCAAGGUUGUGCUUCCAGCUUGUUUUCCUGGUCCAAAGUGAUAAAAACAAAACAACAAAUGCCGCUUCAAAGUUUGUGAAUAUUUGUGUCUUGAUAUAGUUACAGAGCAGCAGCAGGAGGAGGAGGAGCUGGAGUGGGUGGAGGUCAUGGUGGACAUCUUGUUGUCCCUGCUGUCCCAGCAGAGCCGACUCAUCCGACAGGUCUGCAAGACGGUCUUCUCCUCCAUCUGCCCCCAUGUGACGGCUGCAGCUCUCACUGCUAUCUUAGAUGUAAGUUACCCAUACGAGGUCGUUUACGGUCAAACUGUAGAGAACAGUCAUCUUAGCCACCAUUUGUCACUUCUGACAAAUGAGGGUGUUGGUUUCCGCCGAAUAGAGCCUUAUCUUGGUCCUCCGGCGAUUCCUUCAUUUGUAUUCAACACCAAAAACAGGUCCUGGAGAUUCACUCGUUUCCUCAGACGAUAUAAAAAUACAGACAAUUGUUUUUUCAAAGCUGUUCAAGAGCAAAGAGAGAGAUGUCAGAAAAUGGUGACUCCACUCCAUUCCUGUUUGACUGCAUCUCUAUUAUCAAUGCGAUGUAAUGGUGCACAGUCACGCCUGCACACUGGUGGUAUUUGUGGCUGUUGUCCUGAAAACAUAAAAACCUCUCACUGUGAGGGUUUGGUGUCUUGAACAUGAUUUGUUGUAUGUGGAUUAAAUAAGAAUCAUCAAUUGCAUUGAGGUUCCUAUGGUGAGCAGAGAAAGAUGUAAGACUAGGAGUGUAAUGGUGCAAAAUUAUGUGGAGUGGCAAAUUGAAAUGAAUUAUUCAGAGUCGUCUUCACUUGUGUAGCUCGACUCUCUCCUCUGCUGUCCGCUUGUUGGAGCUUCGCAGGGCUGGCUUGAUACACACACAUAAACAUAUGUCUAAAAAUGGCACUGCUUACUACCACGGAUGUUGACCUCCCGAGCUAAAACCAUUUUUUUUGGAUCACGUCUUUACUGAUUAAAGGCUCACCGUUGUUGUUGUUUCCCACUGAACCCACAAGAAAAAGUCACUGUACUAAAACCAACGUUUCAGCCGCCCACACGAGGAGCCACACAUGCUCCUGUUUUCUGUUCAAAGAGGGGACCUGCCAUCCAAACUGAACCAAAGUUUUCACACAUCUACAGUAGGGGUGGAAGAAAAAAUUGUUUCAGCACAGUAUCACGGUAUUUUGUCUGGUGAUAUAUCGUCUCAUCCACUAAGUAUCGAUUUUUUUCAAACUAAUUGCUAAUAUGAAGUCAAAUCUAUGAUUAUGCGGAAAAAGUUAGUCCAGCAAACAUGGCAGCACCUGGGGAGGGACAUCAGGAAUACAAGCAGGGCACAAAUGAGAUGGACACGACACACAAGGUUUACAAGAAGUGCUACAUGACAAUAAAAUUCUGUGUAAAUAAGACAAACAUAACAGAAAGACAAAUGCUAAAUCAGCCGAGCAGUUAAAACCACUGUAUAAAUCACAAUAUAUGGUACUGCAGUAUUCACUGUAUCCCUAAUUCAUGACUGUUUGCGUUUUUGUUUUUAUUUGUGUUAUUUUUACGAGCAAUCUGUCUUUUUACCCGGAGCUUACAGUGAAUAAUCUAGAAGUAUGUGUUUCUCAGUUUUGCAUCAGUAAAUGUAAAGAUUCAUUCUCUGGUCUGCAACACAGAAAAGCAGCUUAUAGUGAUGUAUCAUCGACCUGUGCCAAUUCAUCGACAGAGAUUUGACACCUCGUGUUUGCUAACUGCAGUGUUACCACACAGCCAGCUUUAGCAGAUAAGAGUCUUUAAUGGUGUUCAAAGUCACUGAGGUCGUGUACGACGCACUGUGAAAGCUUUGUAAGUGAUUGUUCCUCAUUUUUGGCUCGAUGUAGGUCCUGGACCCAGAACAAGAUGAAGAGGACAGUGCUGUGGUUGUUACAGAUGACUACAAAUCCCAGAAGAUGGAAACAGAUGAUGAUGAAGAGGAAGAGGAGAAUGAGGAGGAUAAAGAUGAGGAGAUGGAGGUCAGACAUACUCUUUUACUUCUUGACACUUUUUCAGCAUCUGCGUUUAAAAUCUGCAUCUCAGAGUUUUAUGAAUAAGAUGGAGGAGGAGUGUAAGGAAAUCCUAAACUAUUUUAUUUGUCAGGAGGAAGAGUCCGAUGGAUCAGAUGAUGAGGAUGAUGGAGAUGAUGAUGAUGAUGAUGAAGAAGAAAUGGAGGAUGAGGAGAUGGAGGAGGGAGAGGUGGACCAAAACUUCCGUUUGGAGCUGAUGAAAGUCCUGCAGAAGCAGAACGCUCUGGUGAGAUUUUGAGCCUUCAGGUUGUCACAGCUCUAAACCGAGACGAUUAGUAUAUUAAAUUAAAAUGUAAUUAAAACAUUGUGGUGUCAUUGCACGAGAGAAAUCUAACAUUAAACUGUUUUCAGGCCACUGAGGAGGAUGCCAGCAGUGAUGAAGACUUGGAUGAUGACGCCAUGAUGAAGCUGGAUGAAGGUCUGGCAGCUCUGUUCUCAGAGCAGAAGAAAAAGAGCCAGGCCAAGAAGGAUGAGAAAGCAAAACUACAGAAAGAGAAGACGCUGGUCCGAGAGUUUAAGAUCAAGGUAUUUGAACUUGAGCCUGAGUUUAGUUUAACACCAUGGAAAGACGUCUGGUCUAGUUUUAUCCUAAAAACUAUAAACUCUCUCCCCGUGUUGUAGGUGUUGGACCUGGUGGAGGUGUUCGUGGCUCGGCAGGCUGGCAGUCCUCUCGUUCUCGGUUUGGUGGAGCCUCUCCUCAGAAUCAUCGACAGAGGGAUGAACUCAGACAGCGACCAGCAGGAGCAGGACUUCCUCCGCAGAGCUGCAGACAUCUUCAGGUAUCACAUGUUGGAUGUGGGCGGAACAUCUGUGUUUGUCUCCAGCUCUGGUGUUAUUUCUUUCUGUUGCGACUUUAUUUGCAUAAUAACAAUAACAAUAAUGAUAAUAAUAACAAUAAUAAUAAUAAUAAUAAUAAUAAUAAUAAUAAUAAUAAUAAUAAUAAUAAUAAUAAUAAUAAUAAUAAUAAUAAUAAUAAUGAUGAUGAUGAUGAUGAUGAUGAUAAUAAUAAUAAUAAUAAUAAUAACAAUAAUAAUAAUAAUAAUAAUAAUAAAUUAUUAUUGUGUUUGUAAGCCUUGUUUCAGUUUUUCCAAUAAUAAUAAUAAUAAUAAUAAUAAUAGUUGUUGUUAUUAUUGUUUGUAAGCCUUGUUUCAGUUUUUCCACCAGAGAUCACCUUCCAAGUGUGAUCUCUGGCUUUUUGUGUAACCUCACUCUGAUCAUCUGUUUUUUUAUAGAGUAUACUUUGGAAAACUUUCAUUUUUGGCUUAUUGUGUUGUAAUAAUCACACCAAACUUUGCUGCAAAACAGUUUUGACCUCCAGAGAUAUUUGUAGUUUGCUGCCAACUGGCUGUUGGCUGACAUUUACAUUCAGUCGAAAAAAAAUCCAGUUUGAAUCCUAAAUGACUGGAACAAUCUGUGCACAUUUUUCUCUGAGAGCUGCACAAAACAGGCUCAGGAUGUUGAGGUUAAAUGUUGUUGCUGUGUUAGGAUGGGUUCAACCAUGUGGAGCCAUGGGAGCUUUGUGGAGGUUAGAAGAUGCAAAAAUGAACUUUUUCUUUCUGCAAGCAAGUAUUAAUCUGUUUUAACCGCAUUGAUUACCAGGAACCAGCUGUGCAGGUCGAAGGUUUACUGCAGGACUGUUGGUGACAGACAGGGGGAGCUCCACGACCUGCUGGACAAACUCAUGACUAAAGCCCAGAAACUGCCCGACUCCUCAGUCUGCCUUUACUACUUCAGGUACAGCUGAAAGAUCAUGACAUGAACACACACCUCACUAUGUUUCAUGAGUUUUGUCACGGGUGUUUUUUUAUGUCUGGUUGAUGGUGAACUGUCCUUGCAGUGCGUCUCUGUACGUGGUCAAAGUGCUGCGAGGAGCUCCGCCUGCUGAGGGGAAAGAGGACAAAGCUGCAGCAAAUGACGUAUGUCCACACACCUGAUUCGUUCCUAUCCCUGUAAUCAUUUGCCUCAGGACUUCAGGAAAUCAGUCACACUCUUCCUGUCGAAGGUCUCAGUAUUGGUCGACACAUUGUUGGCGUUUAGCUGCAAGCACUGUUGGCGUUUAUUACUGCUGUCUCUAAAAGUACAGCCUUAAGUAUUUGGCAGCAUUAAGCUUAACUAGUGUAUAAUCACCAAAUAAUUAAAGUCAGCAUUUUUAAUGGGCGCUAAUAUCGUACAUCCUUGUGUUACUACAGGAGCUCAGGAUGGAAAAACUGAAAGAUCUACUCCAAUGAAACUCGUGUUUUUCUUGUUUUUUAUAUAUUCAUAUGAUAUUUUUCUGAUGCUACAGGGCGUAUCAUGAGAAAACUAAAUGCAAAAUUGCUUUUCUAAGUAUUUCUUGAUUCAAAUGGCUGUAAAUCUCUUGCAGACCCAAACAGCAGGUUCAGAAACAGUGAGAUUUCAUAUGUAACCAAUCCAAGCUCCGCCCCCCAGAGCCCCGCUAUGCGGGCCACACUCUGCAUAUAGAGGAGAAAUAUAUAGGAUGAUCAUAGAACAAGUGUGUGCGUUAGCGGAUUGCAAUGCUCGUAAGAAAGCUAAUUAUGACAUCAAAUUUCAUCGUGUCCCUGAAGACAUUAGUCACUUCUACGACACCGGCAAUAUUAGGCUGCAAACUAACGUGAAGUUGAGCGUGUAGAGCAGCGCUGUCUCCUCCCACGACUCAGAGGCGAAUUGCUAAUGAUCUACUGGAGCUCUGCUGAAGAAAAGCCCUUGAUAAUGACACACAAGUAACGCGAUUUUUGGUAAAAUCACAAUUUAAAGACCACUGAAAACACUUAAAGUAGGUAAAAAAACGAUCAGAGUGGGACUUUAAUGCCGUACAUCAUACACGUUUCUGUAUUUGGUGAGCGGCGAUCAAGAUUGAAUUGUCUGGAAGAUGCAGAAGAGAGAGUUUGAAACUUGAAUUGAGAGACACUUUUGUUAAUAGAAACUUGACAAGUGAUGGAUCAUAUUUCUGCAUCACAAAAGCGUUCUUUUUGCCUCACUAAGCCUUUUGCUCUAAAAUUGGAUGACUAGAUGUCGCUCAAUAUUCCCAUUUCCACACACUGCAUUAAGCUUAUACAAGACAAAUCGAGGUCUGCUCCUGUAUUUUAGUGAGUCAGUCCUGAACAAUUUGCCCCCUUGGCUUCAAAGUGUCUUUAUUAGUCAGAUCUCUUUUUUUUAUGACAGUUCAUCUCAACUUUAAAAGUUUCUUUCAAACUAAUGAGUUAGUUAUCAGUGGUUGGCACUUAUUUCAGUGGCUGAUGACUAAUCGGUGAAUUGUUGCAGCCCUUGUUUUAAUCAGUCUGAGGUUCCUGCCUCCAUCCUUCAGAACAAAAAUAAAUCCAUUUCUAAAACUCAACAGCAACAUGCUGCUUGUAAUUGGCGUAAUAGGCGAUGGCUGUGUCCCUGUGAGACUUGACAGUGUGACAACGGACCAGCGUGAUUAACACUGAGACUCUGAAGUAAAAGCAGAUAAUUGGAUUCAGGCACGCUUGAGUUCAGUAUCUUCACUGUUGUAUCUCUUCAUGGUGUGAUUGUGUUUGUGUAGUUGAGGUUUACAGGUAACAUGGAUGUGGAUCGGGUCUCCGCUGUCUUCAGAGAGGCUCUCAGCUCCUUCAUGGGCAAGAGGAAGAGUCCUCUGACAGCUCAGAUGUUCACAGACCUGUUCAGCAGAUUCCCUGUGAGUACACUCAGUCACACACAUCUUCAGAUUUAUAAAGAAGCAACAUCUCAGCUCUCAGUAACUGAAGCAAGUUGUGAUUUUUUUCAAGGUCUUGUGUGUGAACCUGUUGGAUACAGCAGUGCAGCACAUCACUACUGGAGUCAGAGUGCACCAACAGGUAAAGAUUCUCGAUAUUUUCAACCACAGGAACAGUUUGGAUUAAAAAAUAAUGAAGAAAUAAACUCAAGAUAAUCGUAUUUUUCGCACUAUAAGGCGCACUUAAAAUCCUUUUGGCUUGUCGGCGCACUGGAGCUACCAAAGACUCGCAGAGAUAUUGAAUGAGUUAAAGUUUGACUUAUCUGACUGUUUUGUUUGGCUUAAUGUGCUUUAUAAUCCCGUUCGCCUUAUGCAUGAAAAUAGACGCGUUUAUUGAUGGUGCGUCUUAUAAUCAGGUGUGCCUUAUAGUGUGAAAAAUACGGUAAGUCUGAAUUCAAACAUGAAUAAAUUGACAUCCUGCCAAUUCAUGACCUGCUGUUUCUACUGUUUUAUAUGUGCGUUAGUCUUCCAGCUGAUGGAUGUGCACGUUUGUGUGUUUUAGGGUCAAGCAUGUGUGCUGGUGCUGCGGGCGAUGCAGAGCAGAGAGGUUCAGCAGCUGCUGAACGGCGACCCGUGGACAGAGCUGUGCGUAAAGGUCGCAGGUCAACUCGCAGCAGUAAGUCAAUACAAAAGUCCACCACAGCGUUUAAGUGCAGCUCCACCUCAGAGAUAGGUUUACAGCAUUCACUUCUGAGGCAGUAUUUUCCAGGUUAAACUCAACAGUUUCAACAAACAAGCUGGUAUGAAGUAACGCUAUGACAUCAAGAAAUUAAACUUGAUUAAGAAUAAUUGAUAAACUUUCUCUGUGUCCAGAUAUUGAAAAAAUAGCUUCUUGCUGACAUUUUUUAUGCUAAACAAUGUCUCUGAGCUCUUUUUUCAUCCCUUUUAAAGGUUGGUUUGAUUAAUAGAUAGAAUUUAAUUUUACUAAAAGUUCCUUACAGGAGCUUUAAAAUCCUCAAACACAGACCAGUAUUCAAUCAUUGGCCGGGUCCUUUAUUACAAUCACACUCUUUAGGAGUGAUAAAAGGCUGGCUUUCAUGUUUCCACCACGGGGAAUAACUAACAGUGAUCACACACCAGCCACAUGUUUGGUGAAGUUACAAGGGUAUUAAAUUUGUACUAAACUUUAUCACAUCCCAUCUCCAGUUUGCUUCAGUUUUCUGUUUUAAUGGUGACAUUGAUUACCAGUAUCUGUCAGCACCUCCAUGCUCAGCUGCUCAGAGCUGCGGCCCAUAGACUGUUAUCCUGACCGCAGUAUAUUCUCUCGACAUAUAUGACUAGCUGCAUGGAGAGGGAAAGUCUUCACAUUUUAUUGUAGAGUCGAUGUAUAACAGAUGUGACAAAUUUCCCAGUUUGUUAUCAGCUUACUGUCGGGAGCUUGUUUGAAAUAAUAAAUAAAUAAUUACUCCUUCAUGCACGUUGGCACAGCCUGUAUGCGCAGAGGGUUGAAACACAGACAGCCCCAGAUUGAUUCAACUCCUGGUUAUUAUAGAAAAAGUCACGUCUGUGUAAUAUCAAUAGCUGUUGUGAACAUAUAUAAUAUUUCUAGGUCAUCCAGUGGGGGAAUUGUCGCAAUCACUGAAGAGCCGGAGCGUGACAAAGCUCAUAAAUACCACAGCAGAGUUGGAGAAAAAUCUCUGUGACGUCUGCUCUGUUGUUUGGUGCUUUUUUUUGCAAUGUCAUUUAUUUGCAAAUAAAUGCAUGAUGGUUCAUUGAAAUGAAUGCAAGCACAAAUAAUAUUAAAUAACAAUAUUAAAAAUACAAAUAAUUUAUAGUCGCCUUUUAAAACAGCUGAGGACACCGUAAGAGACACAGAUACAAACAAACAGUGAGAAAACGAGUUAGAAGAUGUCACAGUUUUAGAAAGAGGAGAUCAGAAGAGUGACAGCCAGGGUUCUGCUAUACAGUACAGUACAUUAUAGCACUGUUUGUGGAGCAGUAAAGUCUUUGUACAUGCUCUAUGAAUAAGAAAAAUAUCUUUUUGGACAGGUUUAUUGGGCAAAAAAGCCUGGCCAUCCUUUUGAAAUAUGAAUAAUUAUAUUUGUUGGAGAGUUUGAUAUAGAGGCCUGCCUCUUAUACAAGCCUGUUUGAUAUUUGGACUUGGUACCUUGGGAAUAAAGUUCCCAGUCUAUGUUUGAGGAUUUUUGGUAGUUAUGACUUAAAAAUGUCUUUAUAGCUGCUUAAAACCUUAAUCACCCACUAUGAUGCUUAGUCUGAAACAUCCAUAGUAAGGCAGUUGUUGUAGGGAUAAAUAAAGUCAUUAUCGCCUCUGCAGAGGAUACAUAAAUGGCUCAGCAUGAAUGACAGUCUCAUCUGGACGUCCUCUCUCAGAGUCUGCAGCAGGUCGAGCAGACUGACAGCAAAGUCGUGAAGGAGAAGGUGGUGAAAACUCUGGAGCUCUGUCAGUUCCUGGUCAAACACGUUCACCAUCAGGUAGGAGGGGUGUUGAAUAUACAAAUCAAAUCAUGAAAGAGGGACUGUAGCUGUGGUUUUAUUCAGACUGAAAACUUUCUCCCUGCGUCCUGCACUUUGCAGAAACUGUCUGUGGACCUGGAGUCCCUGAAGAAGGUCCUGCAGUCUCUGACCAGUGUCAUCACGUUCAAUAAGACAGGAAAGCUGGAGGACACGUACUGGGCGGUGAUGAAACACUUUGGAGUCAUGUGAGUAAACCAAGUGCAUGUCAGCAUACCUCCUAUUUACAGCAUACUUGUUUGACAUCUUUGCAGUUGACUACAUGAGUAUCUAGCUAUGUAUUUACCUUGCACAGUAGCUGUUGCCCCCGACAAUCUGAAGCCUAAUGCCACCAACUCGUGUGCUUUUUCUUUUGAUAAUACCUGUGGUGAGUUAGAAAACUUGUUCGCUUGUUUAACUGUGUAAUAAAUAUACGCAAGGGGGCGUUAGUUGGUUACAUGAAAUAAGUCUACGCAUUUUAUAGUAGCCGUCCUCCCCACUUUUCGAAACAAACUGAUGCUAUUGAUUGUGUUGCAAGCAUCAAAAUCAAACCUGGCUCAGUUUUUGUGCAGGACAUUAUCGACCAUCAAAGCCUUUGUGCAAAAUUAGAGUUGUCAUUUAAAUGAUCUUGUGUGCAUGGCUUUCCAAUAAUGGUCUGCCCUUAAACGUUUUAGUUAUGCUUUCAUUAUUUAUGUGUUGUUGUUGUUGUUGUUGUUGCUUUGGUUGUGUGUGAGUUUUGGUGCAGACAAAAGUUGAUGGAGCAGAGGGGCAUUUGGACAGAGUAGCCCCCGGCCAAGACAUAUAAUCGAGUUCUCAAUGAUAUGCAAAUCUGCGAGGAUUACUUCUGUGUGCAUCAUAGUUUUUCUAAAAUGUCAUGAUUAUGUCAAUUAUUUUUUAUUUGUGAGCGGUCCAAAAAUGUAAUGGGGUUCAUUUUGGCUCUGGCUAGUUCUCUUUACUAAGUUUUAUGAAAAUCAGGACAGUUAUUUUUUCCAUUAAACUGCUGACAAACAGACAAACUGCAAAAAGACAACCUCCUCUGCAGAGGUAAUGAGAACAUAAGCAAAGAUUUGUCAGUUUAGAAGUGUCUGCAUUUGACAAAGUGUUUAGUCAUUCUGCAGAAAUGUGUUUUUAAACCUUAACAAUGCAAGUUUUAAAUAUGUGACACCUCAUAAACUAAGAGAUAGGCUCUUGCUAUUUGUGCUGUUUUUAUUGUUAGACAUCACCAACACUGAGUGAAGGACACCUAUCCAGAUAUUUGUUAAUGAAGCAAACUGAAAAUUCAGGGUUGUUGAACAUUCAUGAAUUUUUUAUGUGCUUAUGUGAUUCAGUAUUCAGCGUGGUGAACUUGAGAUGAAAUGAUAGUACCAAUAAAUAAACAUUCGUCUCUACAAAAUGCACAAGUGAGCUUUAAAAACGUGGUUCUGUUCCUGUCCAAAGAAAAAAAGUUAGUUUCACUGGAAAGUAUUGUAGCAGCCCCUGGCAUAAUUGAGAAUAGCGUGGGGUUCUUAAUGAUCCAAAUCCUGUAUUCUUCAUCGAGCCCGGUGAAGCUAAACGCCAAAUAAAGUCGUCAAUAAGCCUUUCAGGUUGGCACAAUGGGUUUCAAAUUCAUGAGUACAGAGAAAAGCACAAAUUAAUUCAGGUUCAAACACAUUCCUCGUGACUCAUUUUCUUAAAACACUCAUUAACACAAUAUCUUUCACUCAAAUAACAAUAUCCAUCAUCCCUAAAUUAAACCAUAAUACAUGGAAAACAAUAGAUUUGAAGUGUAAAAAAAUGGACCUCGCUCCACUUACCACACACCUGCCUGGAGACCUGCACCAAUCACAGUGCAAAACUCCAACGUUGACAGCAGCUGCUCACUGUGCACUGCACAUAUACACUAGCAACAUACUCCAAGAAGUGUCUCAACCACUCCUGGUGUGUGUGAGCCAAGCGUAUGGAGACUCUACUAGUUCUAGGACCCCAAAACAAGACACUGAUGGCCACUUUCAAGCGUCAAAUUCACUUGUUCCUGCAAACAGAAACUUGACUCAGUUGUUUUUUGUGCAAAACUUUUCCGAUCUGUCUCACUUAAAAUGUAUGCAUUCAAGAGGAACUUUCUGUUUCUGGGGAAUUUGGCACCCCCCUGUGGUCAGGAAGUCUUUGCCAAUUUUUUUCAUCCUACACUCUUUCACAAGUCGAAUCUAUCACUUAUGAAGACGCCCCAACAGUGGUCUCAGACCUUUAAAAUAGCUAUAUAGUCGGGCUGGGAUGAUAUGCUUUUCUCCAGUUUCGAUUCUUCUAUGAUUUUUUGGAUGCCGAUUCGAUUUAAAUUGCGAUUCUACGAUAUUGUCCAUUUUCUCGAUUUUUAGUCUGCAGUUGUAACACCAAUGAAACAGUUGAAUGAUUAUUAUUGUCCACUGACUAUUCCAGGAACCAUUUUUCCCCAAAAAUUAAACAUCAAAUGUAAUGUCAGUUUUUAAGAUUUAUUCUUUCAUUUGAAAAAAAAAAAAAAAGAUUUUUGAACAAAAAAAAAAAAAUAGAUUUAAAAAUUGUAAAAAAAAAAAUUCCAAUACUUAUGUGAAUCGAUUUUUUCUCCCACCUCUACUAAAUAGGAAAAAUCACUAUUCCUGUUAAUGAUCCGCAUUGCUGUAUUAGGUCAUGAAGGGGUUUCAGUUUUCAUAUUAGUCUUUUAUCACCUGCUAAAAGCUCGUCACCGGACCUCUAAAAGAAGUCAGUAAUUUGUUGCUCCAGAUUGAUUUGUUGAAUCGGUAUUAUCCCCGCCCACAAGACUGAUGUAUGACAAAUGGUUAUUGAAACCUCGUGUUGACCUCUUGUAUUUCAUUCCUUGUUCACUCUCACAGGAAACCCAAAGUUGAAAAGACGAAAUCUGACAAAGAUGCUGACCAACAGCAGCAGCAGCAGCAGCUGCCCAAGAAGAAGAAAGGAUUCCUGCCCGAAACAAAGAAGCGUAAAAAGCGCAACAAGCCUGUUUUGGAGCCAGCAGCUGCAGCAGGAGCAGACAACUCCACCUCCUCAGACAAAAAAGGAGCAGACAAAGGACAAGCCAAAAAGAAACAUGACAAGAAAACUAAACAGAAACGACCUGCUGACGGCGUGACUGCGUCUCAACCAAACCCAGCCAAGAAGAGCAAGACGCAGUCUGAGAGCACGCCGGCCAAGAAGAAGAAGAAGAAACCCAAACAGAAGAAAGAGGGAGGAAGCAUGUGAGGUGGACUCUAUUUAAGUGUUUUUCCUUUUAAAGAGGAGAGGAGGUGUUUUUCAUCCGUUGAUUUUCUAUUUCUUAAAGUUUACAGUUCAGUCCUGAUAUCAUGUUAAAUAUUUCAACUGAGAUAGUUUGAUAUUUACCACUUCACAACUUUAAAUGUGAGACAAGUGAAUAGAAAUGAAUUAUUUUUCAAAUGUGACUGCUAUUGAUGAGAAAACUAUAACCACAACAAUAAAUUCAUUUCUCUUCCAGUAAA
Xyrichtys novacula (pearly razorfish) is the source of this 20074-nucleotide messenger RNA. The record is from the annotation of a GenBank genome assembly. Lineage: Eukaryota; Metazoa; Chordata; Actinopteri; Labriformes; Labridae.